Monopterus albus (swamp eel) is the source of this 2436-nucleotide messenger RNA. RefSeq names its product vacuolar ATPase assembly factor VMA12 (gene vma12). The record is from RefSeq and is a predicted model, not a curated record. The transcript has 6 exons. Gene Ontology annotation, biological process: vacuolar proton-transporting V-type ATPase complex assembly. NCBI's taxonomy places the organism in Eukaryota, Metazoa, Chordata, Actinopteri, Synbranchiformes, Synbranchidae. Bases 262 to 861 code for a protein of 199 amino acids. Gene Ontology annotation, cellular component: endomembrane system.
GUUGGCCAUGUGAGCUAAUACGUCAUCGUGUCACAAGGUAAACAAUAUGGCGGCCUACUUAGUGCUCUUGUUAGCUGUUAAACACUAAAUUUCAAUGACUACCUACUUAAAACAGAUUUAAAUGUUUUGGCCCCUUUCCUUGAUAGCAUAUAUACAUUGGCAGGUCUUGUUUCACUGUGAACAAGUCUGUAAAUAGUUGUGUUUAGAUAGCUACAUCGCAUAAAACCAGACUUCCUCGUCUGAGACAUUUGGAAUAAAACCAUGGCCUCGUCAUUUGUCGUCGGAGAUAAAUUCAGAAGUAAGGUGACAGAGUUAUUGGAAAAGACAGUGUCAUCUCUGCCUCGACGACUGAGAGAAGAACUGGAGAAAAUUCUUGAAAACCCAGAACCAACGACCCUGCCCUUCAGUACAGCGAGAAAACUCAAGAAAUACCUUCAAGAAGAAGGGCAUCCUUUCUACCUGCAUGAGUUGUUGGAGGACAGCGUCCUGCACCUGCCUGAAGUUGUAAAGCCUCCUAGAAACCCAGAGCUAGUUACACGACUGGAGAAGAUCAAAGCCAAACUAGCCAAUGAGGAGUACAACAGGAUCACACGUAAUGUCAAUGCUCAGGAAAUCAACCGGAAUGGAACACUAGCAGAUUUUGGACGGCAAGUACGAUCUGUCAAAGCUGUGGUGGUCACCAUAUUCAACUUCCUGGUUACAGUGGUGGCAACUUUUGCCUGUUCCUACAUGGGUAGUCAAUAUCUGUUCACUGAGACCGCAGCACGAGUGAUAUCAGCUGUGAUCGCUGCAUCUGUAGUCGGCCUUGCUGAGCUUUACGUCCUGGUCCGGACCAUGGAGGGAGAAAUAGGAGAACCUUAGCAGUUAUGCUGAAGGAAACGUUCAUACUGGAAUCGAAACCAACAAACUUUAGCGACCCUCAAAGCAGAAGUUAGACAACCUCAGCAAGCCUGCAGAAUCAAAACAGACCUCCUCGUUCUGUAAUGAGAACUUUGUCAACUUUGAGAUUUUUAUUUGAAGGGACAAUGUAUGUAUCUGCAUAAGAUUACUAAGAAUUUCCAAAUUUAUGACAGUAGGACCACUGAACACAAGCUGGAAUGUUAUGAGAAAGCACAUAGGUUCAAAAUGAAUUAAUUUUAUAACAUACUACUGCUUUAUCUAAUCAUUCCACCUCUCCAGACAUUUUUAAUUCAAUCAAAAUAUGAAUGAUGUUUUUUUAUUUAUUUAGUUAUUUUGCAUUUUAGAUUUCUGUUAAAGUUUAACCUUUUUUCUUCCUCCAACAUUUUUUUCUCUCUUCUCAGGUGUAAUUUUUGUUUUCAGUAAAUUUACCAGCACAACGGUAAGCAGUACCUUGUCUUAGAAAGUACAUUUUCCAUGCCUGCACUUAAAAGAUGUUUAUUCAGGAGAUACGGGAAUACUGUUGUGAAGACAGAGUUUGAUAAGACAGGAAUGUGGUCAUAUUUAAAUAGCAUCUCAGCGCAAGUUACUGUGGUUUAGAGUGUGAGCUACAAGACGUAUGAAUGGUUUAGUAAGUGUAGAUGUAGUCGAGCAUUUAAUGGAUGAGGCUGCUGUGGUUCCAAGUUUUUCUCAUUGUCAACAAAUUGCAUGAAGUCAACAAAGCCUUUAGUCCAGUUAUCAAUCAUUUCUGUUGUUAUUUUGUCAUGUUGUUUUACUUUUCUCUAGUUGCCCUUGUUUUGAAUAACCUACUAGCUGUGGCAUCAGUCAGUAUUAAUAUUUACCAAAAUGUUGCUGAAUUAUUUUAGCAUCCAUCUCCACCUGACAGAUGUGGUAAUAAUUGUCUUCUGAUCUGUGCUUACUGUAUCUGGUUUGAAGUGAAUUAUAGAGCCAAAGCAACACAUGAAAAACAAGUGAUUAUUGUGCACCAGGGGUGCAGCGGCUAUGAUAAAAGACUUAACAUCCUAAGAGCACUAACACCAUGGAUCUUAUUUCUAAACAGUUCUAAUACAGCAUAGAUGAUCUGUUUGCUCUGGGCUCUUUUCAUAUUUUUUGUAAACUAUCCCAUCCUCCUCUUGUCAGAUCCUGUAAUAUCAGUGGAAAGAUUAAAAGCUGUAACUACAUCUGGAAUACAAAAAAAGAUCUGAGACCUAAGAUUAGAGAUUUGACACCCGGAUUAAAGUUUGAUUGAAAGAUUAUUUGGUAUUAAAGAUGAUUAUGAUAUGCAGAGGUCUCUGUCCAGCACUGGACGAACAUUGGGCACUGUUGUCUGUCAUAUUUACCUCUGUAUUAUACCUCUCAUGUAAUAUUUCAGAACUUAAAUCCAGGCAGAAUUACACAGCCAGUAAGCUGAUAGACCCUGAGCUCUGACUUUAAUUUAGUUCUUAUUUUCUAUGCCUUUUUCUUCCUUCUGCCCAUCAAACCUCUGUGGUACUUAUAAUGCAGAGAGAUAUGAAAAAAUAUAUUUUGGCUUAGAAAAGA